AUGGCAAUAAAUAUCGCUGGGGCUGUGUCAAUUGCCAGCUUUUAUCUUCUUAUCCUCACGGUUGGCAUCUGGGCAGCAAGAAGAGCCAAAAAGAUUGAAAGAGCGUACGAGGGUGAUCAACCCGAAAUGGUAAUGAUCGCAGGACGAAAAAUCGGAUUCAUUCUUGGCAUUCUAACAACCAUGGCAACCUGGGUUGGUGGUGCAUAUAUAAAUGGCACCGCUGAGAUGGUGUAUCGACCGGAUGCUGGACUAGUAUGGACUGUAGCACCUUGGACCUCUCUACUUUGUUUGGUUAUUGGUGGAUUGUGUUUUGCCAAGAAAAUGCGAGCUGAGAAAUAUGUAACAAUGUUGGACCCAUUUCAGCUGCGUUAUGGGAAACAAAUUGCAAGUUUAGUGUUUAUCCCUGCCAUAGUCGGGGAAAUAUUCUGGUCUGCUGCCAUCCUUGCAGCUUUAGGUACAACAUCUAGUGUUAUUCUGGGCCUUGAUAAGAAGCUAUCAGUGGUCAUUUCAGCUUGUGUAACAAUGAUUUAUACGUUACUUGGAGGGCUGUAUUCAGUGGCAUAUACUGAUGUCGUUCAAUUAGGUUGCAUUUUCUUUGGCUUGUGGCUGUGUGUGCCAUUCACAAUGCUAAAUCAUGCUGUCACCGAUAUCAAGAUCACAGCAGUUAAGGAGAUCCAUCAAAAAUCUUGGCUUGGAAGCAUUAAUGACAGGUUUAUUGGAAAAUGGAUAGAUGAUUUUUUGCUAAUGGUGUUGGGAGGAAUACCAUGGCAAGCCUAUUUUCAAAGAGUGCUGGCAUCCUCCUCUAUUAAAAAUGCUCAAAAAUUAUCAAUCGCAGGAGCAUUUGGUGGUUGUAUAAUGGGCAUCCCUUCAGUCCUGAUUGGCUCCGUUGCAGCCUCUACAGACUGGAAUCAGACUUCUUAUGGCUCCCAGUCACCUUAUGAGAAAAAUGAAGCUGCCAUGAUUCUACCAAUAGUUCUUCGAUAUUUGUGUCCUCCCUAUAUCUCCAUAUUUGGAAUUGGUGCCAUUGCAGCUGCAGUCAUGUCCUCAACUGACUCCUCUCUUCUGUCAUCCAGUACUAUGUUCACACAUAAUAUCUACCGAAAGAUUCUUAGGCCAAAGGCAUCAGCGAAAGAAAUUCUGUAUGCAAUGAAGACCACAGUCUUUGUGGUGACAGUACUUGCCACUGUCCUUGCUCUGUUUACCAACACUAUCUAUGGUCUUUAUGCAUUAAGUGCUGACCUUGUGUAUGUCAUCCUUUUUCCACAGCUUGUUUGUGUUCUGUAUGUUUCGUGUGUGAAUAGAUUGGGAUUUGUCACUGGAGUUCUGACAGCAGCAUUGCUUAGAAUUGCUGGAGGUGAACCUCUUUUUCAUUUCCCAGCUGUUAUACAUUAUCCUGGAGGUUAUUUCCAGGAUAGUGACUAUAUCCAGAUUUUCCCAUAUAAAACCUUUGCAAUGCUGUCCUCUUUGAUAGUGACUGUAACCUUGUCAUAUAUCAGCAAACUCAAAUGGCCAGAGGGUUAUGUAACUGUAUUUAACUUGACAGAAAUAUCACGUGAGAUGAGAACCACUUCUUAA
This is a messenger RNA of Hemiscyllium ocellatum (epaulette shark), 1575 nucleotides long. RefSeq names its product high-affinity choline transporter 1-like. The record is from RefSeq and is a predicted model, not a curated record. Gene Ontology annotation, biological process: choline transport; acetylcholine biosynthetic process; transmembrane transport. Gene Ontology annotation, cellular component: plasma membrane. The transcript has 8 exons. Bases 1 to 1575 code for a protein of 524 amino acids. Gene Ontology annotation, molecular function: choline:sodium symporter activity. Lineage: Eukaryota; Metazoa; Chordata; Chondrichthyes; Orectolobiformes; Hemiscylliidae.